This is a messenger RNA of Colletotrichum orchidophilum, 1341 nucleotides long. Its product is annotated as eukaryotic aspartyl protease. The record is from RefSeq and is a predicted model, not a curated record. Gene Ontology annotation, biological process: proteolysis. Bases 1 to 1341 code for a protein of 446 amino acids. The transcript is spliced from 3 exons. Gene Ontology annotation, molecular function: aspartic-type endopeptidase activity. NCBI's taxonomy places the organism in Eukaryota, Fungi, Ascomycota, Sordariomycetes, Glomerellales, Glomerellaceae.
AUGGAGGCAUUCCUCAAAGCUCAAGCCAAGUUCAAGGCCGAUAAGGGUCUCUCCAAGAUCCCCGUGAUCGCCAACAAGAAUUACCAGCGUCAUGGCACGAAAUCCUACGUCUACCUACUGAACAAGUUCAAGUUUGAGCCAACGAAACCAGGCCCCUAUGUCCAGACACGACGAGUGGCCCAGAGAGGGCUCGCAGCCCCCGGAUUCAAUGCCGCUGUCGGCGGUCGUGUGUCCUUGGGCAAAGUUCUUUCUAAGAAGGUCGCCGAAGACCAACACGGGGAUGUUACGGCCGAAGACCAGCAAUACGACUCCAUGUACCUUUGCGAAGUCUCAAUCGGCACCCCACCGCAGAAGUUCAAGUUGGACUUUGACACGGGCUCCUCCGACCUUUGGGUCUUCUCGACCGAGCUCAGCAGUGCCCUGCAGAAGAACCACAACAUCUUCGACGCCUCCAAGUCCUCGAGUUUCAAGAAGCUCGACGGUAAGACGUGGAAGAUCUCAUAUGGCGACGGUAGCUCAGCGUCAGGCGACGUUGGCACUGACAACCUUGUCCUCGGCGGGCUGACGGUCGAGAACCAAGCCGUCGAGCUUGCCUCGCAGCUCGCGGACCAGUUCUCCCAGGGCACGGGAGACGGGCUUCUCGGCCUCGCCUUCGGGUCCAUCAACACGGUCAUGCGCGACGGCAAUUUCCGCGACCCCGUGGCCACACCCGUCGAGAACAUGAUUGCGCAGCAGGACAUCCCCAAGGACGCGGAGCUCUUCACCUCGGCUUUCUACAGCGAGCGGGACGAGGCGAAGCCGAGGUCUUUCUACACGUUUGGCUGGAUCGACACGGACCUCGUCUCGGCUUCCGGGGAGGACAUCCACUGGACCGACAUUGACAACUCGCAGGGCUUCUGGAUGUUCGAGUCCGGGUCCGCGAGCGUCAACGGCAAGACCGUGACGCAGAGCGGGAAUAAGGCCAUCGCGGACACGGGCACCACGCUGGCGCUCGUCUCGGACGAGGUGUGCGACGCGCUGUACAAGGCGAUCCCGGGUUCCAAGUACGACGACCAGCAGCAGGGGUACGUGUUCCCGACCAGCACCAAGGCGGAGGACCUGCCUGAGUUCAAGGUCGCCGUCGGCGACAAGGAGUUUGUGAUCCAGAAGGAGGACCUGGCGUUCGCGCCGGCGAGCGACGGGUUCUGGUACGGAGGUGUGCAGUCGAGGGGCUCCAACGAGUUUGACAUCUUGGGUGAUGCGUUCCUGAAAUCGAUUUAUGCGAUCUGGGAUCAAGGAAACACGCGAUUUGGCAGCGUCCCUAAGAUUGAGAAAACUCAGAACCUUACACCGCCCUCUUAA